Molecule: messenger RNA, 462 nt
Organism: Gaeumannomyces tritici R3-111a-1
Lineage: Eukaryota; Fungi; Ascomycota; Sordariomycetes; Magnaporthales; Magnaporthaceae
Exons: 2
Coding region: 1-348 (115 amino acids)
Source: RefSeq, a predicted model, not a curated record
AUGGAAAGAUUAGAGCAUGUCAGGACGGCUGAGGCCGAUCGGACGAGCGGCGCCGCGGCGUCACCGGCACUCGACCGGGGCGGCAUCGAGGCGGCACGGGUGAUGCCGACCCUCCCGAGAUCGGGUGCGGGCCUGAACGGCGACGGUGCGUCCCAACGAUACGGGACUAAUGGUCACCGGCGCCUCGGCAAGACGAUUAUGGUCAUGACGCACGAGCCGGAACUGGACCUGCCCCGCCGCUGGCCUUGUCUCCUGGCGCAGAGGCGGCAAGCGGAUUGGCCAGGACAUAACAGCUGCGACCACCCCAACGCGCAGCACGGGCCAUCGCGCAACAUGGGGCCCAUGUAAACAAGGGGGCAGGAUACCUACCUAGGACCAACCGGGCAGCCUAGCGCCACAGGCCGCUUCCACUCUGGAAGGGGCCCGGCAUGAGGACCUGGGCAGGCGGCGGUGAGGAGCAAA